AUUAACUAAGAGACUAACUCUGCACAUACACUAUCUUAUCUGUCUGCCAAUGAGGGUCCACUGAACCUAAUGUCACCAGAUCAGACCACAGUCAGUACAUUUGGAUGUAAACAGAGCAGUAUAUAACCCGCUUGGCUCCCUUAUUUUCUGCAGUCCUUGCUCUUCAGUCACGAUGCGUCCGGUUCUUGUCUUCCUUCUGGCAUGUGCAGUGUCUCUUAGCAGCUCUGCAGUCAUCCUAGAAAAUGGCCAGCCCAUACAGUGGGCCCAUACAACCGACAAAAUGACUGACAUGCCGGUAAACAACGGCAUCGUGAACCCCGACCCCUGGCACUACCUUUACCGUAUGAGUUUUUACCGGCUGUUGAUUGCUGCAACAGACCCCUUUAUGGGAUCCAUGGGGACAAAUGCAACUGACAGUCCAAUCUGGGGACUGCCACUGCAGCUUGGAUGGAUGCUAACCUCAGGGCGUCUCGCUGACCCAACCGGUGCAACAACUUGCGGCCUGCAAACAGGAGAUACUAUGUGUAUUUCUCAUCACAGCUGGUGGGGCUGUCAGAACUACUUUGUCUCUGUACUUCCCUUCCUGUCUGCAGCACAGCAGGGUUUGCUGGGAGCAGUUCAGAUCCAGAUGCAGGCACCCGCAGGUGUAAUGGACUAUUGCACCACAUAUGCUGAAUGUGCAGCUAGCUACCCUGACGCCAUGGCUAAGUGGGAUGCCUUUUACCAGGGUCUGAAGGCUGCAGGGGCUUCUCCUCUUGCCGAAAACGAGAAGAAAGACGCUCUUCUUGGUCUCUUUUGGGCAGCGCAAAUGGCUUCAACUUAUGCCUCUGCUGCAUGCAAGGCCAAGCAGAGCUCCUACUCCUCUGUAGAGGUGGCGUUUUUAAACAGCUGGCUGAACUCUGCUGAGUAUGUUUCUGCUGCACAUUUCCAAUCCAAUUUGCAAAAAUCUGCAAUGUUCAUAACCCCUCUCCCAGGUCGUAUUUUAAAGGAUGGCGACAGUGCACCUAACAUAGCCGAUUUGAGCACAGAGGAGAACCACACACUGUCUAUCUUCUCCUGGAUGAACAUGGUCAACAAUAUGCUGGGUGGGUCACUGGUGAGGAUGUGGAAUAGUGCCAUGUGUUCAGUACAAACAAGAGAGAAAGGCAGGGAGAUGCUGGAGCAGCUCCUACUGAAUCCCGGCUACGCAACAGGCACUUUCCUGUCUAUCGUCACUGGAAUGUCUACAGGCUGCUGAGACACACACACACACACACACACACACACACACACACACACACACACACGAACAGAGACCUAUAGCAACUCGAAUUACACUUGCAAACAGAAAGACAUUACUGAUAUUUCAUAGCCAUGCAUCAGAUCUCCAACUGCAGGUCAAAAAUGGUAAUGAAGCCUCGAUCUGUCCAACAUGGGCUUGAUGCUGCUGCAUGCUGAGCUAAAGAGGGUUUCUGGAGAAAUUGCAUGAUUUCCUCUGAUUUAAUCAGAAUCAGAUGAAACUGCAACUAUGGCACCGUGACAGGAAUUAAGAAUAUCUAUAUAGAAAUAGCCUAUAUUCUCACUGAUGACAUUGUUCACUUAUGCAGGUCAUAUACAAGCGUCAGUGCCAAAUUCAGAGUGCUUGAUAAGCACUUACAGGUUCGUUAUAGUUGCUUUAGAACAGGUAAACCUCUGUAUGUCUUUGUUCUUAUCACCUACAUGUGAUUGUUUGU
Centropristis striata (black sea bass) is the source of this 1712-nucleotide messenger RNA. Its product is annotated as protein LEG1 homolog. The transcript has 8 exons. Bases 173 to 1237 code for a protein of 354 amino acids. NCBI's taxonomy places the organism in Eukaryota, Metazoa, Chordata, Actinopteri, Perciformes, Serranidae. The record is from RefSeq and is a predicted model, not a curated record.